This is a messenger RNA of Aspergillus ochraceoroseus IBT 24754, 1494 nucleotides long. RefSeq lists its product as uncharacterized. The transcript has a single exon. NCBI's taxonomy places the organism in Eukaryota, Fungi, Ascomycota, Eurotiomycetes, Eurotiales, Aspergillaceae. Gene Ontology annotation, molecular function: acyltransferase activity, transferring groups other than amino-acyl groups. The record is from RefSeq and is a predicted model, not a curated record. Bases 1 to 1494 code for a protein of 497 amino acids.
AUGACCCAAGUUCAUAUUCCUCUAACCCCGUUUGACCACUGCGUGCCGAGAGCAUAUUACAAUGGUGCUUUUUAUCUCGCUCUGAAAUCCGGCGUCACUGCUGCAGAGGCGUUUGCAGUUCUCCAUGAGGGACUGCAUAGAACCUUUGUUCGUCUCCCGUGGCUAAGUGGCAAGGUCUAUCUACAGGCUUCAGAUACACCUGGAUGGCGUCCGGGACAGGCGGAAAUCCGACACAGCCCCGUCGAGAUUAACGGAACAUGGCCACAUCAACUGAAAUGCAAAGAGUUGGAUUCCUCGACCAGUUACGAGGAGCUCAAGGACGCUGGCUUCCCCACCGACGCCUUCAAGGAUGACGACUUGGUGUGGUCACCCUUCUUCGCCGAGGUGAACAGUGAACCAGAGGUGUUUGUUGCCCAGGCGAACUUCAUUCCGGGUUGCUGUAUUAUUACCGCUGCGAUCCACCAUGCUGCGAGUGAUGAAACGGCGUUUAUCCAUGUGCUCCGGCUUUGGUCGGAAAAUUGCAGCGCCCUACAGCGCGGCAGCAACCAGCUGGCCGAUAUGCCCGCGGGAAGCUCCGAUCGCAACCUCCCCGAUCAACUGUGGAAGAAAGAAGGAACCGGGAAGGGUGUCGAGGAUAUCGACUUGAAGACCUGGAUGCUCAUCAAUCUUGCUCCUACCGAUGUUCAGCAGGAUCCCAUGAAGAUCCCCAGUGGUUCCGUGCAGCCCCAGGGCGGCCCUGCUAAACCUCAAAGAGUCCUGAAAGCCGGGGUGUUUUACAUCUCGCCGGCCAAUUUCACCGCACUACAGAAGGCCAUCACGACGGAACUGGGAGCAUCCAGCGGGGUGUCUGGAAACGAUGCGAUUUGUGCGUUGAUUUGGCGCUGUUUCUUGCGGGCACGAUCCACCGUGCGAAUGGCGGCGAGUAGCAAUGCGGAUGUCGAUGCGGCGCUCGCCGGACUCAAUAUGGUGUGCGAUGGCCGGCCCAGUUUUUCGUCUAGCAUUCCUCCAACUUAUCUCGGAAACAUCACGUUCAAUGUCCAAUCGCGUUUCCCACUCUCGUCGCUCACCUCGACCGACACAAGCAUUGCCAACGUGGCGGCCACGAUCCGAACGGCAGCCGGGAGCAUUGACUCGGCGCACUUGUUGGAUCUUUAUACCCUGUUAAGGAACCUAUCUGAUUUUGAUCACCUGGCCAGGUGGAAGCGAAUGAGGACGUCCUCCAUCGAGGGCAAUAACAUGUCUAUUUCAUCCAUGAUCAUGUUCCCCAUUUCCAGCGUUUGCUUUGGGGAGGGCAUCUUCAAAAACAAGGGGAUGCCGGAAGCCGUGCGCCCGUUGAUGGAAGGAUGCAAUCGAUAUACUCGAAUCUGUUUUAUCCUGCCCAAGAACAAGAAUGGAGGCAUCGAGUUUGUGGCUAAUCUGUUUGAUGAAGAAAUGGAGGUGCUGAUGGAGGACGAGGAAUUUGGGAAAUACGCAGCAUGCCUGUGCUGGAGCUAG